Molecule: messenger RNA, 4744 nt
Organism: Diatraea saccharalis (sugarcane borer)
Lineage: Eukaryota; Metazoa; Arthropoda; Insecta; Lepidoptera; Crambidae
Source: the annotation of a GenBank genome assembly
AAUUUUGACAGAUGAUAAAGUGUCUCUUCUCCCGUCCCUUAGUGCUCCGUCCUCGAUUAGAAACUUAUUGCCCCUCCUAUCUUGAUAUAAAAUCAAGUUUCACGACUAUUUUGAAUAUGCUAUGUAGUUUAACUUGUGCAAAUAAUAGUGAAAUGGCCUAGUCGCUUAAUACACAAUAUAGAUAAAUCAACACAAUGAGUGGGCGCUCGGGUCGUGGAGUAUUUGGAAAACUCUUUUCCAAGAAAAAGGAUCAAAACAGAGAUGAGCGAGUUACAGAAAUUGGUAUGCCCACGAAUGUUAAACAGCACAUUCAUGUUAGUAAAAAUACAGAAACAGGUAUGUUGGAAGGGCUGCCCACUUCCUGGCAGCGGUUACUCAAUGCACAAAUUACGCCUGCCGAGCAAAAUGAAAACCUCGACGCAGCUAUCCAAGCUGUCAAACUUCAUAUGUACAUCAUAAAGAAAGAAAAGGCGCAAGAUGAACCUUUCAAACCAAUAGUUACUCAAGAAGAGAUCAAUAAGGAAGACUUAGAGAUAGAAAAGCUAUUGGAUCACAAAAAUGCUCAUCAAAGUCAAGAUUCUGACUUAUCUAUUGGUCAGAGUAGUGAAGAAGAUGUUGGUCCAGUGGAUAUGUUUGCUCAAAGACAAACUAUGCCUGCGGUGCCAACUAAACAUAGUCUUAAGAAAAAGGAUGCCAUUAUGGACCUAUCUGCAGUUGUGGAAGACUUGACUCUCAUCGGAGAAGAAGAUGAUGAAAGUCCAAUAUUGAGGAAGAAAGAAAUGAUUAAUGCUACGUUGACUGAUGAAGAAAUAUAUGAGGAAUUGAGGAGGAUUUGCAAUAAGGAUGACCCAUAUGUGAGAUUUGAUAGAAUCAAACAACUCGGUGCUGGUGCUUCAGGUGUUGUGUUCAUCGCUAUAGACAAUAAGGACAAUUCCAGGGUUGCCAUCAAAGAUAUUGAUUUAACUAAACAAUCAAAAAAAGAUCUCAUUCUCAAUGAAAUUAAUGUAUUGAAGGGCUUCAACCAUAAGAACUUGGUAAAUUUCCUGGACGCGUUCCUGAGCUAUGACCACUUAUGGGUGGCUAUGGAAUUACUCGACGGUGGGUCGCUUACCGACGUGGUGACUGAAGUAGUUAUGAAGGAAGGUCAAAUAGCGGCGGUAUGUCGCGAAACUUUACAAGCUAUAGCCUUUUUACAUUCCAAAGGUACUAUACAUAGGGACAUAAAAUCUGACAAUGUUCUAUUGGGUAUGGACGGUACAGUAAAAGUUACCGAUUUUGGUUUUUGCGCUAACAUAGUUGGCGAUGAGAAACGGCAGACGAUGGUCGGUACACCGUACUGGAUGGCGCCAGAAGUGGUCACGAGGAAGCAGUAUGGUAAAAAAGUUGACGUUUGGUCCCUAGGUAUAAUGGCCAUAGAAAUGAUCGAAGGCGAACCCCCAUACAUGAAAGAGACCCCUCUCAGGGCGUUGUAUUUGAUCGCAGCAGUUGGACGCCCGAAAAUACCGCGAUGGGAGUCUCUGUCGCCUCAGUUUCAAGACUUCCUCGACAAAUGUCUUCAAGUCGAUGUAGAUUUGAGGGCGACAGCGGAUGAACUCUUGGAACACCCAUUCCUAGAGUGCGCCAUGGAGUUGAGAACGCUCACUCCAUUGAUCAAGGCUGCCCAGAAAAUUCUCCACAAAAAUUAUGACUGAGUAUUACCGCAGUAGUAACUCUUCCAUUCCCAAUUUUAUACAUAUAUUUCUUUUUUAUACAUGUUUGCAAUUUUAUUCGAAAGUAAUGGUGGUGCCAAUAUUGUGGAUAUGUGGAUAAGAAUAUCUCUUUUAAUUCAGUUGGAUAACUAUAAAAUGUUGUUGGAGUAAACAUUAUGGAUUAGUUAAGAGAUAAGUUAAACAAGGCAUGAUUUAAGUUGCAAAAUAUAAGGCUCUAAUAAGUGUAAGAUGUUUAGCGAUAAGCUUAUUAUUAUAAUUCACUGGAGUAAAUUCACAAGAUAUUUAUUUAAUAAUAGGCAUAGGGCGUAUAGCUUCCUUCUUAUCACAAUGUUCGCACAAGAUAUCAUAUCUGCUACUGAUACAGAACGAUUUUUAACAUCACACUGUGUCUUAUAUGACGUGAAAAAGUGUAAUUAUUAUGUAAAACUAUGAAUACUAUAAAUAGUAAAACGAUUGGUUACUUAAUUAAAUCUGUCCAUGAAGGAAUUAGUUGUUAAAAUUAAUCAUACUUUAAAUAUUGUUGCAUUUAUGUUUCAUUAUCUAUUUUAAUUGGAUAUUAAUAAAAUUUUACGUUUAUAUAUUAAUAAAUAAAAUACCUAAAUUUAAGAAUCAAAUCAUUUCUAAUAAUAAUAUACAUAUUGUAUUUAUUAUGUCUAAAAGUCAUACUAAGUAUUUUGCCAAAAAUGUAUAUAAAUUAUUUUUAACUAGUCUUAUGGGCUUGAUUCUGACGUGAGGAUAUGUAACUUAACUACUUAAGUGACUGCAAAAUUUAUCAGUACUACAGUUUCACAAUAAAAUUCCUCUUCAAAAUUAAGCCUUAUAUAGAACUUUGUGUUAGUUUUUAAUCGACAGUUGUUAUUCUCUAUCUUGUAUAAUAUUUUACAUAAACUGACCGCUGUUCUCUUUAGCCAAUCACAUUCCUUGAGACUUUAAAAAAAAUUUUUGGUACCAAUUUUUUUUCUAGGUUUAUAACCGAAAUUAAGACUGUAUUUACUACAUGUAUUAAUAUGUAUUCUUAUAACAGGCAAUAAUAAUUAAUGUAAUGUUUAAAAUUAUACAUAAAAACUAAAAGUUUAACUUGUAUUUCUAAAUAAUUAAGUUUGAUUUGAACUUAACCAUGAAUGUAUAACGCAGAUAAUUGUUUUGAUCAGUUAUGUUAGUUCUAUCUAUUAAAUGUGAUUUAUCUCGACGCUCGAUGACAAAUCGUUACAACUAUGCUAUAAUUUCUUGCUCGUCUAAACACUUCCACUUUCUCAAGUGUAAAAAGCAAAUUAAAUUUUUGAGUGACUCAAAUGCCGCAUAAGGUAAUUUCGCCUAAUAAGGCCCACUUGUUAUGACAGCUGGGAUGUAAAAUUGCGAACAAGAAUGCGUUUCAAUUACAGUCCUGCAUCGACUGACCAUUAAAAGCAGAGGCAGGUUAAAAAACGUUCGUCAAGGUUGAGGUUUUUGCACUCCAGUGGUAAAAAACAUUGGGCCUUAUUAGGUGACAUUACCUUAUAUGUACAAACCUUUAAUAAAGAAGUUUCCAUAAAUGAAUAUUACAGGUGUGCAUUAUCAGGUUUCACUUUUGACUACUAUCGAAUAAAACAGUCACCUGCAUUACGCAUUAAGUUUUAUAGAUUUAAGACUGCACUGCACCACCAGAGAACCAAAUCGACGAGGCCAUAUAUAUUUGUAAGUGACCAUUGAAACAUAGGUGGAAAUAUUUAAUUAUUAACAAAUCCAAUAAUUGGACCUUCUUUGUAUCACGAAAUAGGUAGUCUAUUUUAUAUGGACAUGCCAUCACCGCAAACUACAUUACCUACUUUUCACUUAUAACACUUAAGUGACUUUGUGUAUGCAUAUGUGUUGACGGUAUUCGGUUUCAAAUACUGUUUCAUUAACUAGGGUUUCAUUAAUGGUUACUAUGGUAACGUUUUAAUUCCCCAUACUAACUGUCUCUCGCAUUUUCAUUUCUUUUGCCGUUUUUCGGGAUAAAAUAUAACCUAUGUUCACCGCAUAUUAUGUAGCUUCCCGUAGGUGAAAGGAUUCUUAAAAUUGGUCAAGUAGUUCCCGAGCCUAUUCAUUGCAAACAAAUCUUUCCUCCUAUAAUAUUAGUAUAGAUUCUAUAAUAAUCUUCUUUUUUUAUAUAGAAUUGAGACGUCGAGUUUGUAUACUCGAGGACGUAUCUAUAAUGUGAUUUCGAGGCCGAGGUGACACUUGUGCACUACCAAUUAUCGUUAAUUACCAUCGUGAACUUCAAUUCUAUGUUUUACCGCCCCGUCUGGAAACCUAAACAUAAUUAUAGUUUCAUAUACUUCACGGUUUAGCGGCCAUUGUGCUGUUAUAAUUACUUUAUGAAUUUAAAUUUACUUACCUAUAUAUACCUAUUGAAAUUAAAAUGUUUUAUUUGUAUAUAUUUAAUGAAUUAUGAGUACAAAUCUUAAUAUUCAUAAGUGACGAUCGUCUUAACACCAUUCAUUAAAUGAAUCUUGGUUAAUUGUAAAUCAUACAUCCGUGCAAACAAUAUUGGUAUUUAGUAUUUUUCAUCAAUAAAUUUUUAAUUUUGUUCACAUACAAAUUUUUAGUGACGGUUAGGUACAAUAUGAGUAGGAUUUAUUUAGUAUUAAUAGUGUAUCGACGUAUUUCGUUAAGUUCGCUUUAAAUGUGGGCCUUAGAAAAGUAUCAAAGGCAUUUGUAUUUGUAUAAGUAUUUCUUGCGAGUUUUUUUACAAAAUAAUUGGGCAUUUAAUUCUUCACACCGUGAGUGCCUGCUGUGUAAACUAGGUGUAAGGUUCUAAGUAAGUUUGGUUAUUAUACAUAAGUUAGCCAAUCAUUGACACAACGAACUGUGCGUCUAUAUAUUAUACAUUACUGUUGCUGCGUCUAGUUCUUAAGUUUAUAUAUACACCAAUGACACUUUUUGAACAUUUUAUAACUAGAGAUUUGCCUAUUAAAUUAUUUUUGUAAACUUUAAAAGUAUUUUCAUUUUGAUAAAUAAUCCAAUCCAGCCAAAUAGAAUAGCACACAUCUAUACCGCACGGUAGAUUUUAAUAG